AUGGAACUCUACGAACAAGCCAUGUCAUUGGAUCAUCCACUGGCGUUAGUCCACUUGGGAAUGCAUUAUGAACGAGGAAUUGGCGUGACCCAGGACUAUACCAAGGCUGUGGAGCUUUACCAACGUUUGUUGUGCCAUCCUCGGAGUGCUGGAGAAGAUGCCAUACAAUAUGUGCAUAAGGCGUUGAGUCGAUUUGACAAGUCCGGCCUUGGUGGACUCGAGCAGUCCAACAAAUUGGCCACCAAGUACAGUGUUUUCUCUGAAAGCAACCCCGAAAGCGCUGUAGAGCUUGAGAAUUUGGAGCAGUGGUGGGAAACCACAGGGCAACAUUUGCCUGAUUUUCGGGCUCGGUGGGAAGAUCAUGACGAGAUAACAGCCCAGGAGGCGGGCACAUGUAUUAGAGCAGAUUCAAAAGUUGAUGGGGGAGUUCAGGUCCAUGGUCUGUUGCUACCGGUACCACCUAUGACUCAUUCAAUUUUAAGAAGUGACCUCGUCAAAUUCUGGACGCCGUCGCCUUCUGACAUUCUCGUUUUCGACAAUCCUCAAAUCCCAAGGCAAAUCCUAGUAUCCACAAUUCGUGGAAAGACUUUAGAAAUGUGGACUAUUUCAGAGGAAACCUUGGUUCAAAUGGACAACGAGAGAAGACAACCAAGCAGAGUCAGAAUGGUGAAGUCUCGAACAAAGUUAUGGAAGAUGCAUGCGUCUCGGCAGCUGAGCUUGUACCGAGAAAGCCCAGACCAAAAGACGGUCAACAUGCACACUUCUCUGAUGAGUACUAUCAGAACUAUGCGGGAAGCCGCUACAUAG
Molecule: messenger RNA, 807 nt
Organism: Seminavis robusta
Lineage: Eukaryota; Bacillariophyta; Bacillariophyceae; Naviculales; Naviculaceae
Source: the annotation of a GenBank genome assembly